Eurytemora carolleeae is the source of this 1078-nucleotide messenger RNA. Its product is annotated as amino acid transporter ANT1. Gene Ontology annotation, cellular component: vacuolar membrane. Gene Ontology annotation, biological process: amino acid transmembrane transport. Gene Ontology annotation, molecular function: amino acid transmembrane transporter activity. The record is from RefSeq and is a predicted model, not a curated record. The transcript is spliced from 15 exons. NCBI's taxonomy places the organism in Eukaryota, Metazoa, Arthropoda, Copepoda, Calanoida, Temoridae. Bases 8 to 1063 code for a protein of 351 amino acids.
GAACAAAAUGAAUAUCUAUUAUGAGACUGAAACAUUAAAUAUGAGUGAAGCACGAGAUUCUGUUAAGAUAUUUGCAAAUAUAUUCAUUUCCUUUAUUGGAGCUGGAGUUCUGGGUCUGCCAUAUGCGUUUAAAAAGGCCGGCCUACUAGAGGGUAUUCUAGUGAUGAGUCUUGUCAGCUAUUUUUCUGUCAAAGCCAUGCUCCUACUCAUAGAUUGUAAAUACAAGGUUUUAAAUAUUUUGAACUCUGGACCAGAGAACGGUAGGAAAAGAAGUUUAAGCAGAGGAGAGAAGACUAAGACGUUGGAUGGAAACAGUUAUGUUGAACUCAAAUGUUCAGAUGUGGAUGAAGACGAUAUUAAAGGAGAGAAGAAUAAUAUCAGAAGCAGACAUGUUUCUUCUUCUAGAGUAUCAUCUACUGAGAUUUCCUACAGUGAUAUAGGAUUCUCAGCACUGGGUAUGCCUGGCAGAACACUGGUAGACUUUUCUCUUCUUCUAUCACAGAUAGGAUUUUGCUGCGCUUAUCUUAUUUUCAUCACAGAAAACCUCUCUUCGUUUAUGCCUUCUGUAGAUAAGAAUCAGUGGUUGGCAAUGCUUCUCCCUCCUCUCUUCAUUCUUACACUCAUUAAGGAUCUCAGUAAAUUCGCACUUUUCAGCCUUUUUGCACAGGUGUCCAACUUGUUUGCCUUCACAAUAGUUUAUUGGUUUGAUUUCCAGCAUCUUCACUUAGCACAGGUGGAUCCAAAGGAGUUUUCUUUGGAAGGACUUCCAUACUUCUUCUCUGUUGCAAUCUACUGUUAUGAAGGGGCUGGAAUGAUCCUGUCCCUUGAAUCCUCUGUAGCUGAGGACCUCAGAGACAAGUUUAAACAGUUCUUUAUCAGAACUAUUAUAGUGAUAACCACGCUCUACAUUACAUUUGGUGCAGCAGGCUACCUCUCUUACGGAAAUGAUACAAGAGAUAUAAUUACUCUCAAUCUACCGAAUUCAGGCGGACUCAACUCUUCUCUAAUUGUUAAAAGCUGUCUUUGCAUCAGGCAAUUAAUCAAUAAAUCAAUAAAUCAAUAAAUUAAUAAAUCAAUA